Molecule: messenger RNA, 1680 nt
Organism: Molossus molossus (Pallas's mastiff bat)
Lineage: Eukaryota; Metazoa; Chordata; Mammalia; Chiroptera; Molossidae
Gene: NDUFAF4
Product: NADH:ubiquinone oxidoreductase complex assembly factor 4
Exons: 3
Coding region: 52-576 (174 amino acids)
Biological process (GO): mitochondrial respiratory chain complex I assembly
Cellular component (GO): mitochondrion
Source: RefSeq, a predicted model, not a curated record
CCGGCUUUUCCCACGUGCGGUGUGAACCUGAGGGCAUCAUGUUGUGAAGACAUGGGGGCCGCGGUGAUUCGCGCGAUCAGGAACUUCAACCUCGAGAACCGGGCGGAGCGGGAAAUCAGCAAGAUGAAGCCCUCUCCGGCCCCCCGGCACCCGUCCACCAAGAGCCUCCUGCGAGAGCAGAUAAGCGGCCAUCCAGAUGUUAAGGGAGACAUUUUUAGAAAAGAUGACAAACUGCUGUCAUUACUGAGAAAUGUGUAUGUUGAUUCCAAAGAUCCUGUGUCUUCUGUGCAGGUCAAAGAUACUGGAACACCUCAAGAGCCAAAGGAAUCCAGGUUGCCAAAAGGCCAUCACUUUAACAUAAAUAUUGAGAACAUUCCCAUAGGCAAAAUUUCCAUUGUAGAGGCACUGACACUUCUCAAUAAUCAUAAACUUAAUCCAGAUACAUGGACUGCUCAGAAAAUAGCAGAAGAAUACUAUCUAGAACAGAAAGAUGUAAAUUCUCUUCUCAGAUAUUUUGAAACUUUCGAAGUCAAAAUCUUCCCUCUGGAUGACAAGAAAGCAAUACAAUCGAAAUAAAGGAACUCUUGGAGUUGCUUUUCCCAUGUGUACUCCCAGUUCCCGAGCCCUGUUUAUUAUCUCUAUGUUAGCAUAUUAAAUUAUAUAAAUUGCCGAAAGUUUAAAGCUCCCUCCUUGUGAGAGCAUCCUAUUUAUUGAGCUCUGCUGAAUUUUCAGGACUGCUGAUAAAAUAAAUGUUUUUUUUUCCAACUUUAAUUUAGUUUAGGCAUGUAUUUAUAUAUGAUAUCAGCAUGACUAAAUAGCACAUGCAUACAUUUAUUACAAAUAAAAUAAUGUAUUAUUUUAAGCACAUAUCAUCAACUUUUAAAUUAGUCAUAUGGCCUCUUAGGAAAUGUCCUGAGUCCCUCAUAUAACAUUUAAAGUUUCACCUUCCAAUUCAGGUAGUCUAUUCUUCCUAUGGAAUAGUGAAAGUAAGAGUUUCCUGACUCUUAUGACUGGCAUUUUCUCGUUAGGGAAAGGGAGGCUCGUCAGGUAGAAUAAGAGUAUUUCCCGACUAAAGCCAGACAGGACACUGGAUACACAAUCAUUAGAAAAUACAUUUUAACUGCUACUCCAGGGACUAAUUAGUAAGGCCAUUAAUUGUUUGUUUGUUUUGAAAUAACUUAAGAAAAGAAUUAAUGUUUAUAAAAUUUUAGCAAAUCUCUACUUUGACAGACAGGUAAGUCCAGUAGCUUUCAGAGAGACAGACAGUGGUGGAAACUAUCUGAAAAAAUAACUUUUCUCUGGAUUUAAUGUAGAAAUACAAGAAAACUUUAAAGAGUGGUUAAAUCAAAGAACCAGGAUAAAUGAAAUUUGGUGACCGAAUAUAUAUAUAUUUUCUAAUUUAUUUGUCGGUUGAAAGAAGAGAAAAAAAAAUAGCAAGUAGAAGCAUCAGAUGUGAUCAUUGGAAGGGAUCCGGGAAAUUGUUGCUUCAUUUAACAAAUUUAUCAGCAGAAUAUAUACCAGUAUUAGGGUCAUGAGCAAAAUUCUGUAAGUUUAACUCUGCCAUGUCACUACCUGUGAGAUCUUAGAUGGACUGUGUAACCUCUUUGAGAUUGAAAUUCCUCUGUAAGUGAUUAUAAUGCUGCCUUACUUAACUUGAAGUGCUACUGUGAAGAUAAAAUA